This is a messenger RNA of Histoplasma capsulatum G186AR, 417 nucleotides long. RefSeq lists its product as uncharacterized. Lineage: Eukaryota; Fungi; Ascomycota; Eurotiomycetes; Onygenales; Ajellomycetaceae. The coding region runs from base 1 to 417 and encodes 138 amino acids. The record is from RefSeq and is a predicted model, not a curated record. The transcript is spliced from 3 exons.
AUGCAUCCCAUAACAAACACCUUGUCGACACGCGCAGGCCUCGAUGCUUUCGAAACCACAUACGCUCACCUCCCCAUUACCAGCGGGGCAUAUUUCGCUCCGGGUAAAAGUGGCGCUGGCAAGCGCGCAAACUUCGGUGGCGCCACAGCAAUUGCCAUGGUUGACCACAACGCAAUCGGAAUCCGUCGUGCAGACGUAUCGGGCGUCGGCUUGUCUGUCGCACUCAGAGUGUGUGGAGCUACUUGUACAGCCAUAGCAUGGCUGAGGGCCGCGAAGAACAAGAGGAGCGAUAAAAGUGAUUUCAUUGCGUUUGCGAAAGGGUUUACAGAACUCUUUUUGCCUGUGAGAGGUGUUGUUCAGAGUCAGAGGAAGAACACCAAGGUCCGGGUCAAUAUGGUAACCAACGGUUUUGUCUAA